AUGUCUGAAAGUACUAAUCCAAUGCCAUUUGUCUGCAAAUGGUUAGAUGCUCAUUCAAAAUCACAAUAUUUCGAAACUGUGAAGGAACUCAGAAAACACGUCGCUAAAUACGACAUUAAUUCUUGCAAUAAAUCUCCUCCAGGCAAUCUUAUUUACAUAUGUCCGUGCGGAAGCUAUACCCGAUUUGAUACUCCUGAUACUCCUGUUGCACUAAGUCAACACUUGAUUAACAACCAUAAGGACUUUACAGCGCUGGACACAAAGAACUCUUUGUCUAUAAGUUAUGACCAGAGAGAAGAAGGUUUGAAAUUAUAUUUUAAAGGGGUAGAUGCUAUUUCGACGUUGAUGGAGGAAAGGAUAAAGGAAGAUUUUGCCAAUUAUGAUCCUAAUAACUAUGAUAAUUUACCUGAAGCGCCAAAAGAUCAUUUAACCGAGGAAGAGAGGAUAAACUUCUUUGGGAAACAACUUGUGAU
Messenger RNA from Rhizophagus irregularis DAOM 181602=DAOM 197198, 473 nucleotides. The record is from RefSeq and is a predicted model, not a curated record. NCBI's taxonomy places the organism in Eukaryota, Fungi, Glomeromycota, Glomeromycetes, Glomerales, Glomeraceae.